This is a messenger RNA of Stomoxys calcitrans (stable fly), 1399 nucleotides long. RefSeq lists its product as uncharacterized. The coding region runs from base 650 to 1393 and encodes 247 amino acids. The record is from RefSeq and is a predicted model, not a curated record. The transcript is spliced from 3 exons. Lineage: Eukaryota; Metazoa; Arthropoda; Insecta; Diptera; Muscidae.
UAGUUUCUUUCUCUCUUAUUUCGUCUCUUUGGAUAAGAGAAAACGAGAUGAAUUUGCCACAAUAUUCAGUGUAAUUCUAAAAUAAAUUUAAAAUUCCAUUUAGUUGCAAUUUUCAAGUUGAAUAAGGCGCGCGCGAAUUGCGGUUUGAGGCUUUUUCGAACUUUGUUUUUGUGUGAGAGCAACAAAAAACAAAAACAAAGUAAAUAAUUUCCAGACAAUGGCAAGUGGAGCCAAUUGUGGGCAUUUUAUGAUGCUAAUUAUUGUAGUAAACAUGAAUGUACUUUGCCGCGGUCACCCCGCAGGGGGCAUAGUGUUUCCGAAUGAUGACGUCUCCAGAUAUCGACCAAAAAUGGAGGUCGAAAAUGGCUUAAGAACAAAAAGCACUCAACAACGUGGUAGUGGAAUUAUUAUCUUUCGAGAAGAAAUGCUUGCUGGCGCUCCAUUGAAGCCUAAUAUGACGCCAUCGCUUAAGGUUCAUCCCAACGACAAUGCAGUGAACGUAACAAAACAAUCAACGUCGCCUUCUGGCACAAUUGAUCCUGAUGAGUUUGAAGAUGACGAUGAAACUUUUGACCACAAACAUCAAGUGUACUGAUCUAACGCUAUUAUAUUUGAAGGAUAAGUAAUAAAAAAAACGGACACAAAUAAAAUGUUGAUGUUUAAUUGCAUUUGGAGCCCGAUUUUAUUAAUUUUCAUCUUCAGCAAUGCACAGAAUUGCAUUUUCGGAAAUAUGCUCGGUGAUCGCAAAAUGCCAAGCUCGAUAAACCCAAAAUGGGCUGAAAGGAAUCAAAAACCUAUAGCCAUUAGCCCAAUCAAUGAGCUGUCAAAAACUGCUCCUUAUCCAAAUAAACUCAACACUAUCAUCAAAUCAGCAAAGCAAAGCUCACAAGUAGCACUUCAAAAUUUUGGAGUAACAUAUCCCAAUCCAAUUGUGGAUGGUGUGGGACAAAAACAUCUCCUCGAAUCAUUUCAAACAACUCUGAAGCAGCAAAAACAAUCGAGCUUGUCAAAACGAAAAGAAAAGGAGUUGCAAGAGAAAAAGAUAAAUGAUUUUUUUCAAAACGUGUUAAUGAAUCGCAAGAUGCGAGUACCUAAUAACAAAAACAAGUUUAACAAUAAAAUCAAGGCUGCAAUGCAAAGAUCCAAAGACUCAUUACACAAAAUGGGAGUUCCAAGUCAUAGUGCUAUAUUCGAUGAAGAUAGUCAGAAACAGCUUUUGCAGUUUUACAAGCAAAUACUGAAGCGGCAAAGUGACCAUCCUGAUGACGAUGACGACGACGAUGGUGAAUAUAAUGUUAAAAGAUUUCAUCUUGCGGUUAUGAGAAAUUGUGCAAAAGUAAUAAACAAUCGAUGUGCAGCGGCAAGAAAAAAAAAUUUUAGGAAAUUGGUGUAGCUGUUA